Messenger RNA from Drosophila eugracilis, 1899 nucleotides. RefSeq names its product arrestin domain-containing protein 3. Gene Ontology annotation, biological process: protein transport. Lineage: Eukaryota; Metazoa; Arthropoda; Insecta; Diptera; Drosophilidae. Gene Ontology annotation, cellular component: cytoplasm. The record is from RefSeq and is a predicted model, not a curated record.
GUUGGGUUGUUCGGUGCUCUGCUUUUCUAGAUAAAUAUAUAUAUUAAGUAGUUAUGAAGAUUUGGUAAUACCGAAACCGGAAGGAAGUGAAGUGAAGCAGCCAUGCCCACCACCUGUGUCUUUCAGCUGGAUCGGCUGAAUCCGGUCUACAACAGUGGCGAGUACAUCAGUGGCCGCAUUCUGUUACGGACGGACAAGGUGAAGCGGGUCAAUGCCGUAUAUGUGACCCUAGAGGGCGAGGCCAAGGUUCAGUGGUCGAUGAGCGGCAAGAGCGAGACGGCCAAUUAUUCAGGCCAUCAGCAAUAUUUACACUCCCGCACCAAUGUGUUCGAUAAUAGUCUCUUCCGGGCUGGCGUCCAUGUGUACGUGCUCACUCUGAGGAUACCUCCGGACUGUCCCAGCACCUGCAAGGGUCCAUACGGCUAUAUAGCUUACACUAUUUCGCUGACCAUCGACAAGCCCUGGGGAUUCGACGAGGUCUUCCGGAAGCCCAUCAACGUGGUCCAGACGCUGGAUCUCAAUUACAAUACGGAGUUUGCACUGCCUGUUAAGGACGAAAAUCUGAAGUAUCUCUGCCAUUGGCCCUGCAUCUCUGGUCCCAUCUGCUCCACCCUGUCUUUGCCCGCCUCCGGAUUCACGCCUCUGCAGGAGGUUCCCUUUCGUUUGGAGGUGGACAACCAGUCGCCACACUACGACAUCAUCGGCGUGGAAGUAUCCAUCAAGCAGCACUUUGUCUUCCUGUCGCGGAAGCCUGUCAAACGGAACUUCUACUCGAAAACGCUAGUCAAGGAGCUGAUCUCGGAACGCACUCUGCGCCUGUCUAAGCGGCAGUACGAGUCCAGUAUCUGUGUGCCUAUGGACACGCCCAGAUCUACCCUAAAUCCCAACUACAUCGUUUUCCUGCACUAUACUUUGCAGGUGAAACUGAAGACGGGGUACUUCCAUUACGAUACGGACCUCUCGGUGCCCAUCAUAGUGGGCACCACUUCCUUGCAGCAUCUCAGGAACUCGGUUCACACCCAGCAGCCAGCGAGGAGGACGCCCACGCCGGAGAGACAGCGACUGAUCGAGCGGGUCACACCGCGACCGCCCACGGUGGAGGAGGAGUCCGCAGCAGAAGUGGAUCCGGUCACCGAGGAACCACAUCAGGCGAUCGAGGACGAUGAGCCACCUUCGUAUGACAGUUGCCUUCCGCCCUCGUUCAGUUUUGCUACCUUGGCAGGCAGUCAGCAGACUUUGGGGAGUAACCACGCGGUGGUCUUGCAGCGCAUUCACUUACCCAAGUUUCCGGGAUUCAGUACCCUUAUCGGUACAGCUCCUGCCCAUGGACUGGAGGACUCCGGCUUAGAUAUGCAUAUAUACAGGUCCUACGGCUCCUUAAACACUGAUCAUACUGGUCGGAGUUUGGAUACAUUCGGAUCCCUAUGCGGUCCAUUAUCCGAGCAUGUCGAGGAGCAGGUACAGGAGGCUGAGGACGAACCAGAAACCCUGGAUGUGACUGCCCAGGUGCAUCGACCAAUUCCACGGGCUCGAAUUUCAGAAAUUGGGGAAGAGAUGCAGGAUGAGCACCUGUUCUAAAGAUAAAGUGUCUUAUAUACAUACGUAUUGCCAUCCCAAGUAACAAGUAACAUAAGUGUUCAAGACUAAGGCUUAUUCAGGAUUUAUAGGCCGGAUCCUAGUCCGUCGUAUAGUUUUAGAGAGCCUUAAUGGCGCAAAUUUGUACUCUCGCGUACCAUCCAAAAAUUGAUCGAAUCGAACUUAUUGAGUGCCAAAGUCCCCUUUUUUCUAGCACACAUAUUUACCGCUUUUCUACAUCCAUCAAACAUUUAUGGUUUAAAUAUCUAAUUGAUACAUUUACUAAUUAUUCUAAGUACCAACUAAUGCGUUCUUAAGUGGACA